GCGCUAAGCCCCCUCCUCUGUGGCGGCGGCGGCGGCGGCAGGCUGCGGCAGCUGUAGAGCCGGGCGGGGCUUUCGGCCGCGGCGGGGAGGCGGGGAGGAGGAGGCGGCGGAAUAUGGCGGACGGCGUGGACCACAUAGAUAUCUACGCCGAUGUGGGAGAGGAAUUCAACCAGGUAGAGAGGCUCCGGGGUCCGAGGAGGAGGCCGGCGGGGAGGCCUGGCUGGGCUGUGAGGGAGGGAGAGAGAGGGAGGCUCUGACUGGCUGCGCUCGCUGCAGGCCUAGGCCCAGCGGAGGGAAGCCGCCGCCAUUGUUGUCUGCGGCGCUCGCCGAGAGGCCUCUGCCGCUUUCCCGCCUGGCGCGCUCGCGAGUGGGGCGGGGGGGGGGGAGCUCGUGUGGAAGAAGAGAAGGGCCGAGGGAGGGGGCGCGGCCCAGCUUUGAGUGCGCGUCGCCGCCGCCGCCGCCUCCUUUCCCUCCCCUGCGAGGCCUCAGGCGCUGGAAAACAAUGAGCCCGGAGACGGAGCCUCCUGCAGCGCUGUUGGUUGUUGCCCACUUUCCCCCCUCGGGAGGAGGAGGAGGAGGGGGGAGCCCGGAGCCCAGCGGCUCCGACACAGGCAGCAGCCGCUUCCCCCAGGAGGAGGCUGCGAUGGGGAGGCGUGACAAGAUGUUUAGCCUCCUCCGGGAAGGCUCGGUCGGAGCGCCGGCGACGAGGCUUACGAGAAGCCCCGGGCGCCGAGGGAGAGGGGAAGCAGUUCCCUCGAAAGGUGCUUCGCAGCACAGCCUCCUUUCGCGCCUCUUUUCAGUUUCCUGAUCAACACGCGUGACGGUACGGCGGACGUUGCGUUUUCAACAUUUAGUAGCUCGGUUUGCACAGGUUGUUGAAGGCUCUAUGUUUAUGUUUUUUACAAGCUUAGAAAAUGGCAGAGGCUUUUAUUCCUGUGAAGUCUAUGAGAAAUGGGGCAGCAAGACAAAAAAGUAGAAAGUUGUUUCUGUCCCGUAACUGUUUUGCCAAUCAGUGUAGAGACGCAUCCAGUUCACUGAGUAUGCUAUUUGAUGCUGGAAGGUUUGGUUUAGCUUCCACCAUUCUGCGUAGUCAUCUGUUCACCCAUUUUUGUCCUUAUUCUCUUAUGUAGCCUCAAAAGAGUAUUGUGGAGAUUUUGAAAAGACUCACAUUGAGCAAGGAAGUGUUCCUAGAAUGCAUUUCUAUGCUAUUUCUUUUGGAGUAGUUCUUGUGCCGUCUUUUAAAAGCAUAUUCUUUGUUUUCUCCCAUAUUUCAAUGAUGUUUCAAACUUUUUAGUUUUCGUUUCUGCUGGCGAUGGAUUAAAAAAGUUAACUGGUGAAACUAAUUGUACUAAAGGGGAAAGGGGAAAAGUAACUUGAGUAUCUGCAUUCAAAGGCUGAUCUUUUCAUGUUAUUACAGGUACUGUAGUUGUGUUUAGUAAAGGGAGGGGCACUACAUGGAUGAAUAUGCUAGGUCUGCCCCCUAUUUGCAUUCCAGUUGCUCUGUUCAAAGUGGGGAGCCCCCUGUCCUUCUUGAGGAUUCCUGCGUUAUUUAGAACCCUGGAAAAUCCAGAGUUCUAAAAUGUGCAAGAAACCUCUAUGGGGACAGGAGGCUCCCUACAUCAAUCACUAUCCAACUGAUGGACUUGGUGAUGGAAACAUACAACCCAGGUGGUGGGUCAUAGAGCAAGUGCACCUGUUCCUUCCCCCUCCUUCUAUAUAUACUGAAGACCUGAAGGGAGUGUAGGUGAACUAGUGUUCUGAGCUUGUGGAACUGACAUACUCCAUUGGAUUGGAGUCCUUGGCCUUAUUUAUGUGUUCAGACUCCUCAGGUAGAAGCAAAUGUGAGAAGAAGCAAGGGGACACUGAAAAGUCCGAUCCCUCCAGUGUGUCAUCAAUACAGAGGUUAAAGUCCUUCGUGAAUUGGAGGGCAAAUGUCUGAAUUGGGGAGUUUCUAAUACUUGUGAAGGUUUCUGGAUCCUCAUACCUGACCUUGGCUCUCAAACUCCUGGAGGGCUUUAUUAAAUGUAAAAAUGAUGUGCUGGAGGGGACAUAGCUUUGCUUCUUCUUAAAAUUUAUAAAGUUAAAUUUAUAGUCAAUUUAUGACAUCUGUUUAUAUGUGAGGUGAUGAAACACCCUUUUAGAAGUUCUAGAAGUGUAUACUACUGCAAUUCUAUUUUUCUGUUUUUAAUUUGGUAAUACAUUCUGUGCUGUCAAUCACUUGAAGUUGUACACAAUUUAAAUCAGAGUAACUAUUAUGCAUAAAAUAUUAAUAAAACUACAAACUCAGCCAGCUAAAACUUCAUUGGCUAACUAAAAGCAAUAUAGUAGUUGAAAAUUAAUCCGUUCAGGCACCAAGAAAUGCGCUUUGAAAAAGCCAGUUUUACUUGAUGGCAGAAGACCAUAGCAAGGAGAGACGAGCAAAAAAAAUUGUGUGGAAAGCAUUUCAUGAUGUAGGCGCCAUCACAUAGAAAGCUCAACUUUGUGGUCUCACUGUUUUUAAUUCUGUAAAGAAAGGGUCACAUAGCUUUCUUUAUGGACAUAUGGUAAUGUGGAAGUACAUAUAAAUUGUUCCCCCACCCCCAAAAAAAUCUGUGCAGGAGGUGUAUGUGUAUUUGUUGCCCAGUGAGAUGCUAUACUGUAUUCAUGUGUCAUCAUCAGGUAAUCUGGCUGUCUAAAUUGAAAUGCAAAUUGAACAUUGUUUUUGAAGUUCACUGCACACAUUUGCAUCUGUUGUAGCAUCUACACCUCUCAUUUACACUAUUGCAGACAUAACAGGUCUCUUUGUUAUCUGUCUCAUCACACUUAGCAAACUGCAGUUCACCAAAAAUUAGAAAGUAGUCAUGACAAUAAUGGAAAGAGGAGGCGUGUGUGGGUGCGUGCAUGCAUGGGUGUAGGUGGGUGGGUGUGCGCUGUUUCCUCAUAUAUUUGGGAGAAAAAAUGGAUCCACUGUACUUUUCCGCUGAGUUAGCAAGCCAUUGGCAGAGGAUGACCCCUUCAAGUCUUCUACGAAAGUUUAAAGCUACUUUUGGCUACUUUGUAAAAACCCCGAAAACUUAGGGAAAAAUCAUCCUGUGUAGUUGGGCUCUUAGAUACAAGUUUCUCAGAUUGAGCCCUCUGGAGGCCAGAGAAAGAUUUUUGAUGAAAUUGGUGUAAGCCACAUUGAGCCUGUGAAAAAUGAAUAAAAGAUAACAGUGGUGCUUUAGUAAUUAACACCUUUUAAUGCAAUGGCCUCUUUGACAUGUGUAAUGAACUAUAAACUCUAGAAUUCUGUGUAAUUUUUUGAGCUGCCUUGGUUAUUGCGAUGAGUAGGAGAUUCAUUGGAUUAAUAGAUUUAAUUCUUUUGGUUUAGUACUGUUUUGUUGACUUCAGUUACCUCUAGCUUCAAGGUGCUGUGUUUUUUAAACACUGGAAAUGAAGUUUUCACUCUUUGUUAAUUUAUAUUUUACUUGUAUUAUUUGUUAAUUGGUAUUUUUAAUUGUUGAAUAUUUUACUGUUUUUUUUAAAUGUAAUACAUACUACACUGGAAUAAAUAUUCUGAAGGUAUGGUAUAUAAAUACCAUUAAUUAAAUAAAUAAAUAAAUGAAGUUCUAUUCAAGCCUCUCCAGAAAAAAUGAACUAAAAGUAUGACAUUCAAUGACCCCUGUCUUCUAGGAGGCUGAGUAUGGUGGGCAUGAUCAAAUAGAUCUGUAUGACGACGUCAUCUCUCCAUCUGCCAAUAACGGCGAUGCUCCAGAGGAUCGUGAUUAUAUGGACUCUCUCCCACCAUCUGUUGGAGAUGAUGUAGGCAAAGGAUCAGCACCAAAUGUUGUCUACACGUAUACAGGAAAGAGAAUUGCAUUGUACAUUGGGAAUCUUACUUGGGUAAGUGUUCCGCUAGUUACUGCUGCAAUAGGAGUUGUAAGAAACUGCAUUAACUCAGACCAUUGACCUAUCUAGUUCACUAUUGUCUGGAUUAGGUGCAGCCCUCAGAGGCUUCAGACAGACAUGUUUCCCAGGCCUGCCUGAAUGUUUUGCAUGCAUAUUGUCUACCACUGAGCUGUGAUCCUUUCUCUUUUGCUAUAGGUAAUGAGUGUAAAGUGGACUUUUGAGUUUGUAAUCAUUGCUUCUUAAAGUCUAUGUAAAUUAACAAAUUCUUUGCUUAUUUUAAACAUAAUUUGCUGAAUUAUAUCACUGAGCAUUAGGAAUCUUUCCAGUAACUUUAGAAAACAAUAAGUCAAACCAACUUAGCUUAAAAAAAGCUUUUAUAUCAUAUGCAUCAGAUGCACUUAGCGUUUGCUGUAUUAUCUGUUCCCUUGAAUGGUGCAGUGGAAAAGUGAUAAUGAAUGGUUUUUGGGAUGUGGCUUUGCUUCUGUUUUGUUUUUGCUAUUAUGUUCAGAAAUGAGAUUUCAAUUACAAAUAUUUUCCAGUGGACCACAGAUGAAGAUUUAACUGAAGCAGUUCAUUCACUUGGUGUAAAUGAUAUUUUGGAGAUAAAAUUUUUUGAAAACCGAGCUAAUGGCCAAUCUAAGGGGUAAGAAUUUUGUUUAAAUUCAUAAUUCCCAUUUCUGUUCUACAGUGUGACAGGCUGUACAGGACACUGUUUUUUUGCUUGAGAGAAUGUAGCUUAAGAAGAUGGGACAGGACUAGAACAAGAUUUAAGGGAGGAGUAGUGAGUUUAACUGGACAGACCAUAAAGGAAGCUGAGACUGUGUUGGUCAAGAAAAGGAAUUGGUGAAGCAACUGGUUCUGAGUAAGGCAUAAAAGCAGGCUUAAGAGACAAAAAUGAAAGCUGGUUUGCUAGAAGGUUUGGGGUGUCUUGCUAAUAGUAAAUGAGGGUUACACUUCACAGAGUAAAUUAUUAGGAAAUGUAUGGUAGCCUAUUACAGUUUGCUUAUUUGGGGGUGGGAGAAUUAGGUAAUUCUUGAAUCAAAAACUGACAAGUCUUCCUUCUAAAAUUAUUGUAAAACAUUUCAGUUAAGUGACACUUUCUCAGGGCCCCAUAACCACCAUACAUAAUUCCCCCAUCUAUUUCUUUUCAGGUUUGCUCUUGUAGGUGUGGGAUCUGAGGCAUCUUCCAAAAAACUAAUGGAUCUGUUGCCUAAACGAGAAUUGCAUGGUCAAAAUCCUGUUGUUACUCCUUGUAAUAAGCAGUUUCUGAGUCAAUUUGAGCUGCAGUCCAGAAAAAGUAAGUGUUGCUCCCAGCUACUCACAGUGAAGUGAAAGAGCAUGUUUUGGACAGAGAAAUUACCAUUUUGCAAUUGUGGAUGUGUUUGUAUUUGGCUAUUAAGUGCUGAGAAUCUGCUGACUAAGGCUUGGUUUACUGAAAUGAAAUAACACUGCUCAAACUAUAGAUUCUGUAGACGUUUUAAGAAUAUUGUAGAAAGACAUGGAUCUUACUUUCUCUAGUACUACUUAUUUUUUUAGUGAUAAAAACAUGAAUGAUGCCAGCUAAUUUGAGUUCCUAUACAUUUGAAACAUCACAUUGAUAAAGCAUCAUGUAACUGGUGAAUCCUGGACCUAUUCAAACUAGCUAACAAAAGCAUAACUAUAAUAAAAUAUAAGAACAGCAUAAAAAUAAGCCAAGUGUUGUAUAUUGAACACUUUUGUUUUCUUCUUUCAGCUACACAGUCAGGCCAGAUGUCUGGUGAAGGCAAAGCUGGUCCUCCUGGAGGCAGUUCACGGGCAACGUUUCCACCAAGUAACAGAGGGAGGGGUCGUUUUCCUGGCGCCCUUCCAGGAGGGGAUAGAUUUCCUGGACCAGCUGGACCAGGAGGACCCCCACCACCUUUUCCAGGUAAAAUGUUUUGUGUUAUACAUUGCUGCCUUUAUGUAUAGUUGAAGAUACUGAAAUUUGACUUGCCAGUUACUGCACUUUGUUUCUGGACAGUAGGAUUAUUUUAUAUUGACAUACAUUCUAUACUGAAUAAAAAAAACUUAAGUUAAAACACACACAGUAUAAAAGAACACUAUAAUAAAACAGAACCACAAGUGUAUAGUGUUAGUUUUGUUGAUAAUUGUUGCUGCAAUAUUGGACAUUUUCAUUAGUCCCUCUCUCCCCUAAGUCUAUACUCAAAAGUUAUAAGCUUUAUUGUAAAACAUUAAAAACCUAUGGUAGUUUUUAGCAUUGGCGUGUUGUGGAAUGCAGGUAGAUGGGGUAGAUGACACCUCUUACCUUUCCACCAUGAGAAUUGCCAGACUAUUUGAUAACAUGUGGAUUCUUGUCAUAUUUAAUAUUCAUAUCCAUAUGCCAAGUAAGCUUUCUCAAUGCUCUUUACAAAUGUUUCUGUAAAUUUGGAGAAAGUUUUGCUAGAAGUAGUAGAAGGCAUUAUUCUUUCUUUCUUCCUUCCCAUUUAGCUGGACAGACACCUCCACGUCCACCCCUAGGUCCUCCAGGCCCUCCAGGUCCUCCUCCACCUGGCCAGGUUCUACCUCCUCCACUAACGGGUCCCCCUAAUCGUGGUGACCGUCCCCCUCCUCCAGUUCUGUUUCCUGGGCAACCCUUUGGUCAACCUCCACUGGGCCCACUUCCCCCUGGCCCUCCACCUCCAGUUCCAGGCUAUGGUCCUCCACCAGGUCCUCCACCCCCACAACAGGGCCCUCCUCCACCUCCAGGUCCUUUCCCCCCUCGUCCACCUGGUCCGCUAGGGCCACCCCUGACAUUGGCUCCUCCUCCUCACUUACCUGGGCCUCCACCAGGUGCUCCCCCACCAGCUCCACACGUGAAUCCAGCUUUCUUCCCCCCGCCAGCCAACAGUGGCAUACCUACAUCAGACAGCCGUGGUCCACCACCUUCAGACCCAUAUGGCCGGCCUCCACCUUAUGACAGAGGUGAUUAUGGUCCACCAGGCAGGUGAGUUGCUUUCCUCAUUGAUAGCAUCUUUAUUCCUCUUUAAAAACGCUUCAAGAGUCUUAAUAAGGAGGCUUGAUUUCCUUCAAGGAAGUAAGGUUACAUCAGAAAAGUGUUUCUCAAAUGUGGGAAUAACAUUAAACCAGUGUUCCUUAAAUGUUUUGAGCUUGGCUCCCCUCUUAUGAAUGCAUGCUUUCUAGGGGCCCAAAAACCAUCAGUUCCACAACAGACCGUAUAGAGAUGAUUGAUUGCUGCAGUGUACGUAGCUUGCUGCUGUGUGCAAAGAUCUGUGAAGUGGAGAACUGAUCCAACCCAGGCGUUAGGAAACAGAAUAGAACAAUAUACAGUCGUACCUUGGAUCCCAAACACCUUGGUACUCAGACAUUUUGGCUCCCAAACGCCGCAAACCCGGAAGUGAGUGUUCCAGUUUGCGAACGUUCUUUAGAACCCAAACAUCCAACAGGCCUUCUGUGGCUUCCGAUUGGCUGCAGAAGCUGCCCUUUGUUUUCUGAAAAUUUUGGAAGUCGAACGGAUUCUGUUCAACUUCCAAGGAUUCUGUUCAGCUUCCAAGGUACGACUAUAUGAUUGUACAUCCUAAAGCUACACCCCAAGAAAGCAUCAUUGGAACAUAGCAGCAGCUUUUGCCAAAUCCUGCCCACAAAUCCAGUGCAAAAUGUAUCCUUUGCUAAAGGAUAUUUAACCUACCAACAUCUUGACUGACAAAGGAAAGAAGGCUUCAGAUCCAAUCCUAUGUUCUCCCCUGCAGGUGUUUUGUGAACUCCCAAGGGGUGUGGGUGACUGCACAGUUUGAGAACCAGUGUUUUAAAAACAGUACUUAGACCUUCCUCAUUUCCAUCAGCUAUGUACAGUAUUUGUUUCAUUUUGUUUUCAUUGGUGGCUUCUUUUAUGUCUUUAAACAAAUGCUACAUUUGUAAGCUCCCCAUACCUGUGUGUGUAUGUGUAUGUGUAUGUAUAAUUAACUUUUUAAUGUUCAGCUAUUCAAGUUUUCUUCACCAGCUGAAAGUUGCAAUUUAGUUCCUUUAAAGUAAAUCACAGUGUAAAGAUUAAUAUAAAUGUACGUUCUUUUAAGUGAACAAAUUUUGGUCUCUAAUAAGAAAACACUCUGUGUGUCAGCUUGAGAUGUCCUGCUUUACUUUCUGCUUAACCUACAUCUUCCUUGCACCUCCAGUGACCUAGAGUAAUCUUUGUAUGACUACUCUGAUGGAUUCAGACAACCAUAUCAGAUGGCAGACAAUAUGAGGAAUCAUUGAGUUGUUUUUUAACUGAAAGAGGAACCCCGAUUGUUGAUCAAGUUUUAUUCAGGAGAUAGUUAAAUUCUGUGUCUUCACUCAACUUGCGAGUUAUCAUUAUGGGUGAAAUGCUUAGAAAUCCCAUGAUGACCUUAAUGUCAGCUGCUGUAUCAGUUGUCUACAUCCACCUUUUCUUUUCCAGACUUACAUAAUAAACUCCUGUUGGCUUACCCUUUGCUGCUCAUUUCCCUUUGUUGCUGUUUGUCUUAUGUUCAUGUUAUACCACAUUUUUAGACGUUGAUAGAUUGUGAUAUAUAAGAAUCUACUUGCAUGUUGUGGCAUAUAACAGAGGCUUUGUUGGGAUAAUUUUUUUGUCAAAUAAACUUCCUAGUCUUUUACUUGAGAACAUUGUUUCUAGCUUUGUUAAUUGGUUCAUGGAAUUACUGUCUAAAAUUUAAAAUGUUAUCAUUCAGCUUUUUAGAAAUUUAGAGCAUUUGGCAUAAUAACUUGGAAGACUAUGCUGAGAACCCAUAGUUUAUAAAACCAAACUUUUUAAUAUUUUGUAUAUCAAGAUAAUACUCUAAUAAACAAGGGAGGGCUGAGGGGGUUGAAAGCAGAAGUAGAAUCUCUGCACAUAAUGUCCAAUAUUUUCAUGAUGAUCUCAACUACAGUCCAUAACUAUAUUUAAAUUGUCAAUUAUAUAUCAUAGGCGUUUCACUGGAAAUAACAUGCCCAUAAGAGAACAAUUACAUAUGCCAUUGUAUUGGAGACAAACGAAAAAUAAUACUCAAAACGCAGGGAGGUAUGAAUUUUUAGACAUUUCCUCUUAUGCUAAAUCAGCUAUAGGAUCUUGAUCCACUUCUUGCUCUUAAGAGGAUAGCAUUGCUUAUCAUUCUGCAUUUUCUUUCUACCAAAAGAACUAACACUCGCAAGAAAACAUUUCUUAAAAGCACGUAAAGCCAUAUAAUUUUAUAGUGCUGGAAGGAAUAUGGAGAACAUAGUCCAGUUGGUGUUCCCCUGCUGAUUGGAGGUAUCCAUCAGCAGAACAGGAAGAGAGGCAACUUUUGGCAAUUCCUCCUCACUCCUUAGAGCUGCUGCCUCCCCAUCUUCUUCAGAGGGUUGGUGAAUUGAAGACUGGCUGAUAAUUAAUUUCCUUCCCAUUCAUCUGGCAGAUGUCUUCCAUCAGCAGGUGAACAGCAACUGGUUACCACCAGCAAAGAUUAAAAUCUCAUCCUAAGGCAUGACUUCCUUUCUAGCUUCAGUCAAAUAUAUUACAUUAUCUAGAUUAGUGUGUGCCACAAAGAAACUGGAGGAGGAAGUUGGGUGGUACAUCCUGAGGCAUAGUAGAGGUGCCUGUAGGAGGAGAAAGGCCUUCUCUAGUCUUGUUGUCAUUCUCCAGAUGUUCUGUUUAAAGCAGAGACUGGCAGAUGUUGCAGAGCUCAAGGGGGCAUAAGAAGAAUAAGUAUAUUUCUGUCACUAACUUCAGUUAAGUAAAUAGUUAACUACUGGCACAUUAUGCUUAUGUUAAAAGCAUGAAUAUCUUUAGAGAACAGAGCAUUCUUAAUGCUUGGCAACAUUUAUUCAUUAUGUUCACUAUGACAGAUUAGAGUAUAUGUUGAGGACAGAACUCUUUGAAAGACUCAUUUACUGAUUUGAGCAGGCUACAGAUCUCUCUGCCUCAGUGAUACAUAUACAUGCUUGACAGAUUUGUAAUUAUCUGUUGGAGCUUUCUGAAGAUGGAAAGCAGAACAUAAGUAGAUUAUCUGACAUUUCACACUAAUAACAGAGUUGUUGCUGCUGUGGUAGUGUACUUUUUCUCUCUAGCCUGCAGGUUUUGCAUUGUAAAUAUCUUGGUUUAGAAAAAGCUUCCUCUGAUUUGUUGUUUUGCUUAAAAUUGCAUACUAGAAUUGUUAAAACAGUUGUACUUCCCAAACUCACUGGAGGUAAAUGUUUUGAACUUGUGUGUGUUUGCAGAGAAAUAGAUGCUGCAAGGACGCCUUUAAGUGAAGCAGAAUUUGAAGAAAUCAUGAAUAGAAACAGAGCUAUCUCUAGCAGUGCCAUUUCAAGAGCUGUAUCAGAUGCAAGUGCUGGUCAGUAUAUUUUCUUUAUGAUUGUCUGAUGUGAUAUCUAGGACUUUCUCUGCAUGCAUACAUACAUAUGCCUAUCCACUAAAAUAAUCUGAUGAAGCCCUUCUGUGUGUUUCCACUUUCUAAAAUACAGGUGUUGGGAGCACCCAGAAAGUGAAUUCACUGCCAUUGGACGUUAAUUCCUCUCCCUUAUCUUUGUGUUCUGCCAUCAGCUAAAAGAUUACCCUUUCAGCACACUUUUAACUAUCUGUUGCUUAAAAUAAUACUUUUCUUAGCUUUAUGGGCUAUUUUUCUAUAGCUGCUUUGUAGCUUUGCUUUCUUUUGCUGAUUAUUGACAUUAUUGUAACUUACUUUAGUUAUGAAUGCCACCUGAGCACUUCCUUUUGGAAUUGGAAAGGUCUAAUAUAGAGCAUGUGCCUAGAUCCAUCAAACAGCAGUAAAUGUGUGGUUUAUACCACUUCCGACUGAAUGUGGGGCCUGCAUAAUUGAACGCUCCCCUACCAAAAAACGAAGUACACAGAGAAAAGUAGUAUAUCAUGAAAAUGCUAGAGCAAGAACACUUUUCCAUUCUAUUUUUUCUAAUGUAGAUGGUCACAUACUGUAUGGAGGACUAUUUAGUCAUAUUAGCCUCCUGCUAUAGUAGUCUAGCUCACCCAUCACAUUAAACCAUCGUUUGAAACUCUGGUUUAAUAUGAACAAGCAGCAUGCUUGUACACGCUGCUCAGAAGUUCCUGUGGCAUUCCUCUUUUCCACUUUUGCUACAGCUGCACCACAGAUGAAACAAGCAAGUGUUUGGCUUGUCAUGUUGCUUGUGGUUCAUUCAGAGAGAAACAAACCAUGAUCUUAAGUUUAGGCAAUGUGACAAGUCAAAAGAGUUUAGUUGUUUUGUCUGUGGCAUGGCAGCUGAGGACGUAGGGGAAAGGUGUCAUGGGAACUUUUGAAUGGCAUGAACUCACACACUACUCGUUCACAUUAAACCGUAGUUUAUUUUUAAACUGUGGCUUAUUGUAAUGUGCGGACCAGGUCAGUAUGAAGUUGAACAAUCUAUGUUUGAACAGUUGAAGAAGGCUGGACAAAGGGAAGGGAUAUUCUGAUGUUAAGGAUUAAUUAAACUGUUCAUUCACAUUGUUUUAUCAAUUUUCAGCGGAGUAUGGAAGUGCUAUAGAAACCUUGGUGACUGCAAUUUCAUUAAUUAAACAGUCCAAAGUAUCUGCUGAUGAUCGUUGCAAAGUACUUAUUAGCUCUCUGCAAGAUUGCCUCCAUGGAAUUGAGUCCAAGUCUUAUGGUUCUGGGUCAAGGUAAACCUUUUGUAUAAAAAUGGGGGAAAGUUUUGAAUAAAGUUCCAGAUAAGAGUUGUGGGGCUAUAUGAGGGAAUGGACCUUUUUAAGUCAUGCAAUGUACUUACCAUAUUUUUCGCCCUAUAGGACGCACCGUCCCAUAAGGCGCACCUAGUUUUUUUGGGGGGGGGAAUUUAUUUCCCCCCCCCCAGGUGCGGGGCUGGGGCGGGGGAAGCCCGAGCUUCCCCUGACCCCAGCCCCCAGAACAGGCAACUCUCCGCAAGCAGCGGGAGCCCAGUGCAGGUCUUCUGCGCCUUGCGGAGAGGUGCGCAAAGUCUGGGAGCGCUGGGCUCAGCGCGCCCAGCCUUCGUCAUGCAGGCAACUCUCUGCAAGCAGCGGGCUCCCAAAGCUUGCGGAGAUCUGCGGGAAGCCUGGAGAGCGAGAGGGGUCGGUGCGCACCGACGCCUCUCGCUCUCCAGGCUUCAGCGAAAGCCUGCAUUCGCCCCAUAGGACGCACGCACAUUUCCCCUUCAUUUUUGGAGGGGAAAAGGUGCGUCCUAUGGGGCGAAAAAUACGGUAAGUCUAUGGAUUUUAGUGGGUCUAUUCAGUGUGUGUCUUGGAUAUCACUUAAAAUAAUUAACUUGAUGUAGCUCUAGUUUUUGUAAAGCUUAAUUUCAUGGUUAGGAAAAUGCAGAUAUAAUUGGAAGGUUAGUUUCUAAUGAAACCACGGUUGAACGACUUCACAGUAUCUUAAAACCUAAUUAAACUGUUGAAAAAACCAUUGUAAGUUCUUAAAGUGACUUUUAUCAAGGAGCGACUCAAAUUACAACAGCUGGUAGGAAAGUUAAGAGUAGGAAAAGCAUAGAAAUUCCAUUAUCUUGAACAUCAGCUGGACUUGGAAUGGAAUAAAUUUCAAUUCUGUACACCUGUACCACACUAUCAUUAAAGGAAUUUUCUGUCCUGCCUUUUGGCUUUGCAAAGGCUCCUAACGUAGCUUCAAGAUUUAAAAGACAAAAAUAGAAUAAAAGUCAUGAAAUCAUAUAAACAUUAGCAGCAGAACUAUUACUUGAUGAUAAUAUCACAGUGAACCUAAUUGCCAGAGUUCAUCUAAACAAUUUCUUUGUAUUGAGACAGGGUUCUUCAUACCCAAGGAAGUAAACAAAUUCAGUGUGUUGUGUUUAUCGCAGCAAAAUGUUGCAUUUUGAGAGAAUUAAUGAAGUAAUUCCUUUUAGAAGACGUGAGCGAUCAAGAGAGAGAGACCACAGCAGGUCAAGAGAGAAGAGCCGGCGCCACAAAUCUCGUAGCAGAGAUCGUCAUGAUGAUUAUUACCGGGAAAGAAGCCGUGAACGUGAGAGACAUCGUGAUCGCGAUAGAGACCGCGACAGAGAGCGCGAUAGAGAACGGGAGUAUCGUCAUCGUUAAGAGGUAGGUAUAUUCAUCUUUUAAUGAGGCUUUAAAAAACUUUUUAUAGUUUUAUAGAAUAAAGGUUUGUGGUAUGUUAUAUUGAACACUUUCCUGAUAUUGAUGUUAUAUUCAGGUAAGUGUUAAUAUCUUGUCAUUUCUCUUCUCUCCUCUCUCCCUCCCUUUGCUAACUGAAGAAAUACCUUCUGGUGUGUGAAAUGUGUUUGUGAUUUUGCUGUUUUAAUGGCAGCCUGGUACUCAUUAAAUUUAGCAGUUCAAAUUUACAUGAACUUUCUUUCAGGCUUUGAGGUACCAUUUAGCACAGUGGUCUUGCCUACAUAUAUCUUUGCAUGGUAACAACAUGCCAAAGGUGGCUACUGGGAAGGUUUUUGAUGGCACUAGUGACUGGGGUAAAUUGCCGCCACUAUUGUAGUGCAACAUGUUGUGACAUUGCACUGAUAGUGGAAUCUAGUAUAUAGUCCUAUGAGGUGCUGCAUUAUUUGAAACAGAAUCACAUAGUUAGUCCACAAGUCUAUUUUAAAUUGCUUUAAUCCAAGCAUUUGGCCUUUGUUUUAUAUUAAUCAUAGUCAGAGGAAAUAAGAUUACACAAAUUGUGUAAUCGGUACCUAAAUUCCUGUAUAUCUCAACUUUAUGGAUUAUUUAACACAUGGAUCAUAGCCCAUUUUCAGUUGCCCACAGUAUACAUCAAACCCACGUAUUCAGACCUUAGGUGUGGCUGUUACGCUAGGGUUUCCUGUUCCUCUUAACUGUAGUUUCCAGAAUGCAGGUUAUACAGUUGCAUAUUCAAAUUAAUAGAUAUUGAAUGAAGUUCUAGCUGUUUUGUAUUUUUUUAUUGGAAAGCCUAGUACCAAGAUUCAAAGGAAAAUACUAAUGCAUUUCCAAGGGGGAGUAGCUUUGAAUUUCUUUCUUGUUACAGUAGCCUCCUAAUGUGAUAUGGCAAGCCCUUUUUAUGGUAAGGGUGGUUUGCUUUUAAAAGAAAAACAAAAAUCCCACUGGCCUGCUCAUUCCAUUAGGCUUCUAAAGUAUAGCUUUGGAUCCUGGCCUAGGUGUCAGUUAAAAGGGAAACAUAAUAGUUUUGAAUAAGUUUUAUAAUUGGUCUAAAAUAUUUUGUGUCCUUUGAGUUUUAUAACUAGCAUGAAGCUGAAAUUACUAUUUUAUAUAAAUCUUUCAGUUACACAAUUUAUAGCACAUCCAAGCUUUUCUCAUUAACUCUUGAUGUUACUGUUAAGACAGAAUACAUUUUCUUUGGUUAUAAUCAGUGAUGACAUUGCCCAUAUGGUAACAAUGGGAAUCUUCAAUUUGAUGAUGGGAGUUCUUAUCACAGACACUUAAAACCAAAAGAAUGUGUUACCUGUUUAGAAAUCAGUGCCAGAAAUAUGAAAUUACCUUCACAGUCACAGACCAGUAUACACCAUCAUUUCUAAGCAUAAAAUUUGAUGUCCCAAUCUUUUAACUCUGGAGGAAUUAAUUUGCAUGAAUACUAGGGUAUUGUGAGGGUGAUUGAAGAACCGUGGAAUGUUAAAACCCUAAAGCAGUGUUGGGUUUUGUUUUGGAAUAGAUACAUUUUCAUGUUUGUGUACUUGUAUGCUACACAGAUGGAUAUAAGUCAAAUUGGUCCCAUAACAAAAUAAGCAGUAUUUGAUUUUGAUUUGAAAAGACAUUGGGAUGCUAAAUGUCUGCUAAAAGGAGAUAGGAUUUAAAUGAAGUGUUGUGUUUUAAUCACAUCACUGUAAAAAAAAGAAUCUGUUCCUUCAAAUGGUCUUUUGUUUCUGUAAAGUAAAACCUAUGUUCUCUUGUAGAUGUUUAUUUUGGGCAAAGCUUUAAAUUUCAUGUACUUAUUGUACUUGUACAAUCUGUGCUAUAUGGUGCAAAAUUAAUAUAAAGAAAGUUGAGGAAACAGUCAUAUUCUGAGGUGACCAUAGAACAGUUAGCUUAAUUUACUUUUAUAGACACACACAAACACACAGUUAAGCUUAUAAGGUUUAUUUUUCACUACUUAUGUGAGAGAUACAACUUUCCAUUCCAAUUUGUAUGUUCAUCUAAAAUUCCAUUACACUGUCUUAAAGAUUAUACUUUUAUAACGUUGGAAGGGUAAAGGUGACAAUUUAAAAAUCAUAAUUCGAUUUUUACCCACAUCUAUGCCCCUUUAAACCUAGACACUGUUGUGCAGGCUAGUCACUUUAUUGCUAUAAUCUGAUGAACUAUUGUCUGUGUUCUCUAGUGACUAAAGAUUUAAGUAGAUACACUGUGCUUCCGGCAGCAGAAUGACAUAACUUUUCUCCCUAUUAUUUGUUGAAUUGGUGAAUGAUGUGAAGGUAGUUUAUGAACGGUUGAAUCCAGAGAAAUGUCCAUGUAUCAUAGCUGGUGGAAGCUUCCACCCCACCCCUUGUGGGAAGGGGUCAAGGGUCUUCACUGAAUGGGGUGAGUUCUAGCAUGACAAGCUGGGACCAAAGAAGGAAUGUCCAAAAAACAGGCAGAGAUGACUUUGUAAGUGGGAGCUCUUGCUUAUGAAGGUUACUUCUGCCCAGAUUACUGGGCUCCCUCUUUCCUCUCUGCCCCCCACGCCACAACCUAUUCCAUUGCAAAAUAUCCCACAACUGGCAGGGGAGCCUGGGGUGGGGGGUGGCAGAGGGUGGAGAGGUCAUCUUCCACCAGCCCCAUUAUUUACACAUUUCUCCAAAUCCAACCCAAAGUAGAAUUUAUUGUUGAAUAUUUGUAGCAAUUCACUAAAUUUUAUCUGUAGUGGAACAGUCAGAUAUUUUGAUCAGUCACAUUGGGGAGCACUGUGAGAAGUUUUGCACUACUUCUUUUGCAAGAAAGUCCAUGGAACAGUGCAAAUGCAUGUUGUUUUUCCUCACAAUAUAUUGGAUCCAAUCCAUUGUCACCCUCACUUAGUAUAUUCAUAGAGAUGAGCUGAAUCUCUGAAAUCAGAUGUACCAUUCCAUCCUUCUUGUUUGGUGGUUAUUGAAUGGUGCACUGAAUGAUCCCAUAGUGGGGUUUCUCUUCCUUUAAUAUGCUUAUACUUCAUGAUGUGUGAAUUGACAACAUAUUUCUAGCUAUUGGGUUAUUUUGAACGUGUUCAUGAAACUCUUAUCAUUUUUUGUUAUGUCUUUUGUAUAAUGUCAGUAUAAAAGUACAAGAAAAUUGUGAAUAUUUUCAGAUGUACCUAUUUUCUUGUACUGAUCUGCUAGAAAUUUUGGCAACUUAUGUGCAAACCACAAGCAGAUCAUGAACAUGUUUGUGUUGGGUCAUAUUUAGAGCAAACGUUAGCAGCAAAGGUUGAAUGUGUAGCGAUAGAACAGUAACAAUCUUAGGACUGCUUCAGACAUGAAAACUAAAUAAUCACAUGCGAUAAGGUACAUACUGAUCUCAUGCUUUAUCCUAAGCAAGUGCUCUUCUGUAGGAAAUUCAUAAUGAUUGAUCUUAGGCUCUGGUGUGAAUAAAAUAAUACAUCAGCUAAACUGUCAGUUUUUAGAAGUCUAAAUGCUACAUACUAUUUGUUAAUUUGUGGUUAUUAAAGUUUUUAAAGUCAAAGUAGGUUGGUAUGGAAUUGAAAAAGAAUGAAGCACCCUAAUGUUGAUUGCCCUGUAUGUUGAGUUUGAGCCCCUUUUUUGACAUAACACUUUUCUGUAUUCUGUUCUCAAACCACCAUAAGCAAAACUCUUCAAAUGCUAAGAGUUGUUUUAGCGUGCCAACCAAGAGGCCGGUUUGUAUAAAAAGUGAUUUGUUGUUCUUUUUUAAGUGUGUUCACAAGCUGUCUUUUAUAUGUGUAGUAAGAAUACUGAAAAAAAUAUUGUUACAAGUCUGUGUUCAUGAGAGGUAAUUGAGUGAAUGCUCCUGUUCACACCCUGUGAUGUGUGUUGAAAAUGUGUAGUGUUUGUGAACAUGGUUUACCUUUCCUGAGCCCGCCUUCCAUCCACUCAUUGGACAUUAUGCAGGUAUGAAAUCUAAGCCCAUAGGUCAAAUCUGUGAGAUCCCAGCCUCUCAAAAACAAGCAGUGAAGGUCACACCACUCCAGGCCAACUUUGCACUGUGCAUACACUCUAUACACAUUAAGGCAUUGAAAUAGGGCAAUUAUAUGUUGUGUAUCAAAAGAAUGCAACAAUAUUAUGAGGAAGUUUCUGUUCAUGAGACUAGUAAGUCCUACUUUUGUAUAGAUGGGCACCUCUGCUGGACUAGUCGAUACAGACCUCCAGAACAAAUUAACUUCUUAACCCGAGGUACCACUGUAUUACUACCGCUUUUUAAAGAGGCAGUGAUUAUUCUAAAAAGGUUAAAAAGGUUUAUUUGCAAAGUGACAAAACAGCAAGGGCUAUGUUUCUCUUUCUCCCUGUUAUAAUCCAGAAUAUUUUCCUUGGUUUUAAAAAUCCUCAUUCCUAAAAUACAUGUUGCUAUUUGUAUUUGAAACUCGCAUUGUUUUUUGAAACUCAUUGUAGGAGGCCAUAUGGUUAACAUCAUUUUUGCUGUAACACAUUUAUUUAUAGUAUUGAUUGCACUGCUGCUAUUUGGAGCUCAUAGGUUACAAAUUGCAUUUGCACAGUAAAUAAUUCAUUAUGCAGAUAAAACCACCUACCAUUUCUGACAAAUUUUUAGUGUUAAUUGUGAAAUAAAUAAGUACUUACUGGUAUAGUGCAUAAUCCCCAACGUGUUAAAAUUUGCUGUUAAGUUUGUGUUAUGGGCUUCAUGAAAAUCCAGUUUCCUCAUUGUCUGUUUUUCAUAAUCGUUAGUUAGUACAAAUUACUUUGUUCAGUAGAUGUACAAGAAGCUGUAUUGAAGACCCUCAAUCCUUUCUGGUUUGAAGUGGCUUAAUUUUUGUGAUGGCAGGGUAUUGAAGUUGUUGGGAAACUUUAUUUGGGAAGUGACCUGGCCUGAAACUCUUGUUUAUUGUGGUUUGAGAACAAAUUGUGUUUUGUUUUUUUUUAACAAAGAAACUUGUGUAUUCACCAUUUUACUUGUUGCAGUCUGAGUUAUACUAGUCUUUGUCAUGCCUCAGUGUGAACAUAUAUAUAUAUAAAGUAGACUAUAACUAAAUUGUGACAUAUGCAAAAGGGAAAAUGGCUUUUAUAGCAAACCCUUAAUGAGAGUAUUUUUGUGCAUUGAACUGGGUUGUCAUGACUAAGGGUUUAAAUAAUGUGCAUUUCUGACUAAAUGUAUUGUAAUGCUACAAAUCUGCAAAAUUCCUGUUACGAGAGUAAGUGGAAGUAGCUUCAGAACUGUGAUCCAAAUUUAUUAGGCAGAUUAGCACAUUUUUUCACUUGGAACACACAACACUAAAUUGAUAGUUUUUACUGUGCCUAGUUAAUAAUUUUUUUGCUGUGUCUCGUUAAUAAAUUGAGUAAUAAGAUAAUGGUUUUAUAAAAGCUUAAGCAGUUGGGGAAUUGGUUAAAUUCAUUUCCCCACACACCCCUAAAAUGCUGUUGAGUGUUAAGGUUAGACUGAUACACAUAUUAAGCACAAUAGUUGCAGGGGGAGAGAUGCCAAAAUAUGAAAGACUAGUUAUUAGAAAAAUAGCUUGUUGCAAAUAAAAGUGCAAACCUAAAGAGUCACGGAAUAUUGACUUGCAAUUUCAAGUUGUUGCAUCAGUGUAUGAUUGAAAAAUAAGAUUUGUGUCCAGCGCUGCAUCUCUGCUGGUGCAAUGGACUUCUGUCACACAACAAAGUCUCUCUUUCUAACCUGUCCCCUCCAUACCCACCCACCCACCCUCAAACUCAUAUCUGGAGAGUUAGGGGACCCACCAGAGCAGAUUGGGGGUUGAGGAGAAGUAGAAGUUCCAUUGUGCCAGCAGAACGCCGCUGGUGUAGCAUUGGAUACAAGCUUAAGUUCUUGUGUUAUAAUAUGAAUGUUAGUCUCAUUUGUAUGAAGUUCGAUUUAUAGCUAUGGACUUUGAACUUAGUGAAUAAGGUAAAAGGGAAAUUCAUUCUCCUGCAGAUAUAAAAAUAAACUAGGUUUAGGGGUUGUGUGUGGGCCAUCAGUGUCCUUCACCUUGCAUGAAUUUUCCCCUGCCUCUUCUCUGUAUUUGGCCUACAGACUUAGAUUGUUGCCAGUGCAGGGGACACUCUUCAACUCAUUUUUGACAACCUAAUUUAAUCAGUGUUCUCAGGUGCCUUUGGAGCACAAGGAUGAUUCAUUUACCUAGGUUUGGUGUUACAAAUGGUCAUUGCUAACGUAGAUUACAGUGAGGGGGGGGAUUGAUGUAAGACAAGGAAUUGGCUGGGAGGGGUGAGGAGAUGCAUGUGAUCUUACUUCCAGUUCCUAAACCAAGCUUAUUUUUAUAUCUUCACUGAGGUGAUUUAGUAAUAAGGAUUGCUUGGGUACUCAAAGGAGUAGCUAGGGUUUUAUUGCUGUUUAGUGAUGUUAAUUGCACAUCCUUUUGAAUAGCAAAAAAGGUCAUUGCUUUUACAGCUUCUAUCUGCAUAUCACAGCAGAGAAAAAGUUACCUUGUGAACACAUUCACCCAAUUAAAAUGUAAAUUAAAAUGUUCUAUAAUUCAAAUUUAUAAUUUGAUUUUUAGACACGAGACAAUACUUUGUGAAGAAAGGAGACUGGUUUCCUACAAAACUCAUAUUAAAAAUCAAGUUAUUGGUGCUUUUUAAUAAUUUUAACAAGAAACUAGAACAACUUCACUGAAUAGCAAUAUUCAUGUAAAGCUAUUAACUCCUUGUCUAAAUCACUGCAAAAAGAAUUUAUGCUUGUAGCCUAUUUUGUAUUAUACCAUUCAUUUGGGUGUAGCUAUUAUAGAUUACUGCAAUGGAAUUCAGUAAGUCUUCACUAACCUAUUUAUGUUAAAAUACUUUUAAAGAACAGAAUGUGUAUCAAUUCAUGAUAAUCCCUAAGAUACUUUCCACAUAAUGAAACCUAAAAUUUCUUGUAUUGACAGUCAUUUUAAAAAUGUAUUUACUGUCUCAAAUGAAAACUGCUACAGACACAUAGCACAUUAUGGUACAACGAUGACAUUCUUUUUUCCUGUUCAGAAUUCCUUUAGAAGCAGUAAAGACACUUAAUACCAACAGAAUAUAAGAGUGUUGCAAGAGUGGGAAAUCCCAGUAUGCAGUUUUGCAGCUGUCAUUUCACUCUUGUGAAACUGAAGUGCACUACCAACUUGUUUUUCAGUUGGCUGCUACUGAAGAACAAUAUGAUUCGCCUUACUGUUAAAAGCCAGCUUUAAAAGAACUAAGGAUUUGGUGAUGUCAAAAAGCAGAAUACUUAGUCAUUACUGAAUACUUGAGAAACUAAAGAAAUUAUCCUAAUCCUGCAUAUUGAUUAGUUAUAUAGCCUAGACUUUAUUAAAAACAGUAUGUGGGAAGAGGAAAACUUCUGAAGUUCUCAUUAUUAUCAUAAAUUUGUUUUCUAAUCUAAAUAGUUUUUCCCCCCUAAGGGUGACCUUAUGACAGCUGCAUACUGCUAUAUGUUCUGACUAUAUUAAUAUGCCUGAAUUUGAAAUGACUUAUUGAUGUGCUUCUUUGCAAAUUUGAUUUUAAGCUAUUUUAAAAGCUUUUGGAAAUAGAUGUGAACCACUGAAAAAUUACUUACUGCGUUGUAGUUAUUAAAAGUUUUGCAUCAUCCUAAACCCAUUUCUUGGAAGUAUGUUCCAUUGGGUUCAGCAUGGCUUACCACUGAGGAAGAGCGCGUAGAGUUUAAGGCUGCACUCUUACUUGGGUGUAAGCACCAUUGAAAUCAGUGGAGCUAGCUUCUAAAUAAAGUUGGGAAUGGAAAAUGUAUGUUUAAAGUUAUCUGAGUAAUGUUUGUGCAUAUGAGCUAUUAUCUAUUUACUGUGGUUUUUACAUAAGUAGUUCUGAUUCUUCAACGUGAUGGUUUUUAUUACGUAACUGUUUACCCCUCCUCAUAUCUUUGGCAUAAUGUUCUUAAGGAAGGCUCUGCGGGCAUGACUGCUGUAGGCACUACUUGCUUUCCAGUAUGCAUGUAUUAACCUGCAUCUAAAGAAACCCUGAUUGAACUAGGGUUCUCUGAUGCACAGAUAUGGGUAAUUGGAGAUGCAGGUAUGUUAUCCAUACAGUCAUACCCUGGUUUUUGAACAGCUUGGAAGUCAAACAUCACAAACCUGGAAGUAGGUGUUCCAGUUUGUGAACUUUGCCUCGGAAGCUGAAUGUGCGGCGCGACUUCCGCAUUCUGUUUAAAAACCAAGGCAUGACUGUACUUUGUCUCCUAAGAGUAAUGGUGGUAGUAUAUGCAGCAGUAAUUUCAAUUUUAGAAAGUGUGGAGCUUCCUUUAAUCUUAUUGGCCAGGAUCCAAAGAACUCUGAAAGGUGGCUUUGAACUUGGGUUCCUGCCUCCACAUCACCAUCCCUUCACUUUGUGCACUGGGGCAAGUUUCUUUGGAAACAGGGAGAUUUCAAAAAUGUUUGUGUUAUAACAUGAGGUCUGCAGCUCAAAGUGGUUUUUUUAAAAAAAUGUAUAAAGAAGCCCUUGGGUUUGCCUAAAAUAGCUUUUUGGAUCCUGGUCAUUGAUUUUAGUGUAGCUUUCAUCCCAUGAAAACUUCAUCAAUGUCUCUUCCAAAGCACAGAAAGACGCUAAUAGUUACAGGAUGAAAUUGUACAGAUCUCUUGCUAUAAAAGGUGACAGUAUUUGAACUGGUCUAAACAUUCCAAAGAAUGGCAAUCACUAAUGUGGCUGUUGGUUAUAAAUAUCCUCAUAGAGAUUCUAACCAAGUAAAAGCUGGUCACCCAUUACCUCCAGCCAUGCACCAAACUGAGCCAUACCCCCCUCAUUUUUUCCACAUUUAUAUUUGAGUAUAUGAAUCUGUUAUUUGCUGCCUCUCUGGCUUCCACUAGUUAUUCAGUACUGAAUGUGGACAAAAGGGUGAGAUCAAUGUAACAAUUUGUUUUUGUGAUAAAGUUCUGGCUUACGUUUUUUUGUGUGCUAUUUAGCUGUUGCAUAUCUUCAUUUAUGAUUUUACAAAUCAGCUAAAACUAAUGUAAUACACCAAUUUGGCUACCACAUUAUUCUUUGUUUUUUUCUUAUUUUUGAGCAGAGGAAAUGUUCCUCUUUACUAGUUUUGUAAUAUGGAACAUUUUCUGUAGUUAUCAAUGGCUGUGCCUGGGUGCCAAACUAAACCACACUUCAGUGUGAUGUGAAUAAAUCUAGGCAAGCCUCAGGCCCAUGCACACUCUCCGCCCCCCCAAUCCCUACCACAUGGUCAGAAGGGGAAAUGUAAAGGUUUCCACUUUUGCUUAGCACAGUUGCCAUUCUAUCCAAACUGACAAAUUAUGGUUUUCCAUUGGCUUUUUUGAAACAAGCCAGUGUGAAACAAUUGUAGUUAAGUGUGUUAGGGUGAAAUGGUAAAACUGGUUAAGUAAAGGUGGAAGUGAACUCUUCUGAACUAUUAUUCCCAGUGGAGAAGUGCAUGUCUAAGGCUCACCUAGACACUUUCAUGUCAUACUGAACUAAUGAUUUAGCAUGACAUCUGAAUGCUGCCAAUGAUUAAUUUUUUCUGCAUUGCUGUAAAUUUUUGGACUACUUUCUUGAAAGCUGUAGUUUAGAUUAUUUUCGAGCCAGUAGCAGCGGUCUCAUUAUUUACAUUUCCAUUAUGCUGAAAUUGGCGCACGAAUUGUGUAUGUAUAGUUAAACCAACAUUUUUUGUUUGCUGUGGGACGUAGCAAAAUCUACAUCACAAAUUUUGACACAUUACAGCUGAAGGAAGAGGAACACCUCACCAGACAAGAAACUUAACUUCACGGAAAGAGGCUUGUCCAGCAGUUUGCUUCUUGUGAUCGAACAGAGCCUGUAAAGAUUCAUGGAUAAAAUGAACAGGAAUAGAUCUGAAUAAGGCAAAUCUGCAUACAUGGUAACCAGUAGCUCUCUUACCUUUUUAUGUUGCUUAGCUGUUUUAUUUGAAGGAACCUGUGUGAUUUAAAACGUAUAGCUUUUUGCAACUUUAUUACUGGUUAUAUACAUUUGACAAUUAAAAUGUGCAAGCAAUUGAAAAAAGUCUAGUAAAUGCUUGUUUUUAUAGUAGUUCUUGUUUAAAUGUUCAAAUGAUAAUGUCUGUAAAGAGCAUCAAUCUGAUUACAAUAGAUGUAGUGUUGUAAUAAACUGUUUAAUGGGGCUGAUGUGUAAAGCUGUUCCAAGUUAUUUGAUGUUUACACCUCAGGGAGCGUCUUGUGUUCAGCAAUAUUUAAUGGUGUUAUAACAAUGUCUCUAACAAAACAUAGCAUAUUUUUUGCAUAUGCAUCAACUUGUUGUAUUUGCUGAAUGAUUAGCAGUUGUCAAACACUUGAUAUUGAUACUAGAAUAAUGGUUACAUUUUAUUUUAAUUUGUAGCUUUUUUGCAUAGAUGGCUUGUGAAUUUGCUGAAAGGUGCGCAAAUCUGUAAAAACUGCAGAUUAACAUUUUGUAAUAAUUCAAAUAGACUGAACUUUCUUUAAAGAAUAUGAAGUCUGAAGUUGAAUUCUGGUUUACUGAAGCCUGUCUGUUGCAAUAUGCAACACUCAAUACUUUGUUCAAGCAUACAAUUGGCCACUUUUAAAUAAUGCUGCAAUAAUUUACAGUUUUUAGUGCUAAUGCUGUGUCCUGCCUCUAGAACACUAGUCAUUCUGUACCUAGAUAUAUAUGCCAGUUAAGUAACUGAAGAAAAUGUUUCUCCUUAAAAAUAAUAAUCAAGAUUUCAAAUAAGCUUUUUUGAGCAACAAAAUUCCCUGUCCAUAAAAAGAAAAUGCAUACAUAUCCCUUGUAUAACUAAUAGUGUAAUAAUUUGCCCUAACAAAUAGUUUGUGAUCUAAUGCACCCCACAAACUAAAUAGAGCACAUUUUAAUCAUAGGUUUAGCACAUGUUGCUUGAUUGUAGACUGUUUUCUUUUAAAAAUAUUUUUUUUUCCAAAUUUUGCUAGUUCCUGCCUACUUUCUAAUUAUUUCAGUUAUAGUUUUAAAAGUUUGUUGAUCAAAUAUUUGAAGCAUUAUGACAUGUAAUACUCAGUAAAAUUACUUGUUGUAUACGAAUACUUGGAUAUUAAAUUAAAUGAAGACCACUUUACAUGUUUUAAUAUCAAACUCAAGUUUACCAUCAAGCAUACCCUUAACAGAACCGUGACCAAUCCCAACUUCCUAGCCAGUGCACUUGUGUAAUAGAUGUGUUUACAAACAUGUUCGUCACAUUCCCACUUUACUUAUUUAGGUGUACAUAUAAAAUAUUUUAACUGUAUAACAAAGACACAGUGUAUCAGUCAGACCUUAGAGACAUGUAUAAAAUCACACUGUUUGUGUCUUACUAAACAUGGAAGCACUCAAGUUACCGUCUCAAAGGCUGUAUCCCAAUACAACUAAAGAUUUAUAUAGUUGAAAGAAUCCGCUUGACAUUUGCAGAGCUCAGGUCAAUGCAGCUGAUUUACUCUUUCCUGGCCAAUAUUGUUUGACUUGUGUUUAAUAACUGGAGUAGAUGGUUAUUUUAACUAUUAGCCAUUUUGUACGCUGAAAGUUUUUUUAUGGUCCAUUCAUGCUUUGUUAAUAGAUUUCCUAAUUUACCACGUUUCUUAUGUGAGAUGUUGGGCUUACUUUGAAAUAUUAUUUUGAACCCACAAUGCUUUACACAACUUGUUUAUCUGACAAUAACGCCUAAAUUCAUUUUACUCUUGGGUUUGAUUAUACACAGAAAUCAAAGUGAAGUGAAGCAAAAUAUCAGGGAUUUCUCAUUUGCAUGACUUUUUAGUCCUACGAAACCUGAUAAUGUAUACAUUGGGGUUGUUUGCUUUGUGCAGGGAUGAAUGUGAGUUCUGUCUAUGGAUAACUCCAGAUAAUCAGGAAAUUGGAUGUUGCUGCAGUACCUUGCUAUUGUAUGUACAUGUUAGGGUGGUUGUUCCAACUCUAAGAAAUCCAAUGUAGUAUUGCUUUUAACUAGCUGGGAUGUGGGCAGACAAUCUGGAUUAAAUUGUACUGGAAAUGGCUCAAGAUGGAGGAAAAACAGGUAAGUUAGGCGUGCAAAUGCUAUUUGAGUAGUAAUUUCAAAUAUUCAGUAACCAAAAUUAAAAUAAUUUAAAGUCAUAAUUUAGCUUUCUGUAUGAACCCCGGAGAUACUGUUGUGUAUUCAUUGUCUUACAUUUUCUCCUAUAGCGAUUUCCAUUGCUGGCAAUGGAGCUGCCAAAAAUCAAACCAUGAAAUAACUUUUUGAUAUGUGUAGGCUGAACAUUUAACUUGUGUAAGUAGUAAAGAGUCAUAGUAGUUGUCUUGUGAGUAAAACUUGUUUUCUCAAGAACUCUUCUCAGUUUUCUCAGUAAUUUUUUAAAAAAGGAGUCCAAAGAUGUUUAGACAAAAAAAGUGAAAGCAUUUUACUUGUGAUAAUCUCUAGAAAGAAGUUUGUGCAUUUAUCUCCAGCCUGAUAAACAAUGCUCCUGGUGAAAUAAUAUUGUAAAUAGUUACCAGAUAGUAAACUAAAAUCUGAGUAGUGUCUUGGUUGCUACUGCAGUGGGCUUUGGUGGCUAUAUUAAAUCUGUUUCUGUUAAGAAAAUGUAAAUAAAUUUCAGGAGGUACUUAAUAAUCUGUAUAUAGGUUUUAAUAGAUAAAAGUGAUAGUAUUAAUAGCUAUUUUAAAAUAAAUUAUCUGACUGGUGGCCUCCUCCUGGAUAGUUGUGCUGACAUCUGCCCACAGUGGUAUUGUAAUAAAAGUUUGCAGUGUUGCAGAAGUUGCUAUUUCUGAUACUAACUAGAAAUUACAACUGGCACUGCAAACCAAAAUAACUUUUGACUAUUCGCUGUCUAUUUAGUUGUAUAUUUGAGUGCUUUCUCCAAUAACAUGAAAGGCAAGCUUUAAAUGUCCUGUGUAUUGAUUGACUUCAGUUAAAAAAUCCAUGUAAAUAUUGGACAAGCUUUCAUUUUUCACUCAUGUACAGUUUAAGCAAACUUUUCCAAGUUUUAUAUAUAGGAUCUUAGUCACACUGUUUACUUGGUAGGUAUUUAAUGAUGCAGAGAACAUAUAGCCUUAAAAUGCAGCUUUAAAAAGUUACAGCAUUAAGCAUCCUCUGUAAAAUUUACAAUUUUCUAAUGUUUGAAAUAUUCAUAGUUUUUAGUAAUCUGAGAAACGUGUUAGUAGAAUAGACUGGAGUUUUUGAAAAUAAGAAAAUUAUUAAAAACCUGAUUUUUAGAAGGGAGGAAAGCAGCAAGAUGCUUUAACAUGUUAGGAGUAUUUUAUAUAUUGGACUUUAGUGCUCCUUAUAAUUUUAUACACACACAGGAGCAAUCACAUACAUAUCCUAGAAUCCAUGAAUCUCAUUUCAAGCUGCUCUCUCUCUCUUUGUAGUUGUCAACUUUUAACUUGAAACAAAAGUAAUGCCACUGCCCAUAAUAAUGUACUGUGUACUAUUUAAAUAGCUUGGCUUUCAAGCCUUUUUGGCUCAAUAUCCAGUUGAAAACCAGGUUUAGUCAACUUUUGGUGAUCUAGUUUCUGUCAGCUGAGAAACUUUGUGUUGUAUCCAGCCAAAGCUCUACUCAAGAGUAGGCCCAUUGCAAAUUAAUGGACCAAAAAUCAGUAAUGUUCAUUGAUGUCAAUGAAUCUUCUCUGAGUAUGACUGGUGUUAGAGACAUCCCUUGUAUCCAAAAGCCUAUUCAGCAUCCAAAUUCUAUUUGGCUGUACUGGAGGAGGAUCUAGCACUAAAACACGUCUGGGCACAUCUGUGAUUAAAUGGGUGAGUUUCCUGACACCACAUUAGAGACCGUUUCUCACUUCAGUACUUGAACAUGCUAAGCAUCAUUUUCAAAACCUUCAGCUAAAAUACUAACCCAAGUCACCACUGAGAGUAGCAUGUUGUACACACUUCUUUGGGGAUGAAUUUCACAUUAAUAGUUUUUUUCUGAUUGACUUUAUAAAUGUAAUACAGUGGUUUAUGUUUAUUCAUUGCAAGUGUAUUACAUUUAAAAUUCAUUUUUGUCAGUGUUUUAUUUUCCAGAGUGCCUGUGGAACAACUAUGUUCCCUUAAAGAUUUUUACAUGAUUUUGGUUGGGUUUCACUACAUUAAGUUUUGCCCAAAUGUGUACUCGCAAAUAAAGAAUAAUACUAUUUGCUAUAGUUUGUAAACAGUUGCUUACAUUACAGGUUUUAGGUUUAUUGUUGUGCAAGCAAACCUUUUUUUUAAUGGGCAAUGGCUUUCUAAUACCUGAAGACUCAAAGAACAUCUUGGUAGUGUUGAGUUUCUGGACACUCAAAUGUCUUCAGAAGGUAAGAAGAGGGUGUCCUUUCACAUUAGCAUAUGUGAUUUUUUAUUUUUAAAAAUGCCAACUCCAUCUCAAACUUUGGCUUGUCAAAAUUCUUUUCACUUCCAUAUAUUUUAAAUUAAAUUACCUUUCCUUCCAGUCUUUAGGCAACUAUUAGAAAUUUGCUGUCCAACCAUUUAUUGGUCUUUAAACUGCAAAAGAAGUUACCUUGUAUUGAAGAAAAAUAAAGUGCAUUUUUAUGAAAGCU
Messenger RNA from Podarcis lilfordi (Lilford's wall lizard), 27261 nucleotides. NCBI's taxonomy places the organism in Eukaryota, Metazoa, Chordata, Lepidosauria, Squamata, Lacertidae. The record is from the annotation of a GenBank genome assembly.